UCUUGGAUCAGCUAACUUGAGCUCAGUGUCUUAUCGAGUCAUUUUUGAAAAAAAUCUGAAAACGGUUCAGGAUCAGCAAAUGAAAAGUAUGCGACAGGAAAACGGUUCUCCGUUACGGCAGCUGAGCCGUGCAAGUAGUUGGUAGUGUUGCUGGCGUACCCAUCUAUCCUGGUGCGGAAACAAAAAGUGCUCGCGAGGUAAAAAAAUAAUCAAGCACCCUGGAAGAAGCGGGCGAAUCCAAGAUAUCCACCCAAAAUGGAUUUUGUAUAACUCCGACAAGAUGUAAGGAGCCGAACCAGGAGAACAGUUCGGAAGGGGCGACCAACCGCAUCAUGCUUGUCAAAAAAAUCAUAAUGAGAGAGCCGGGGAGCGGGGGUGUGGGCAGCGCUAGCGUUAUCCAUGCGGUGGUAGUCAUUUUCCUGGAGUUCUUUGCCUGGGGUCUGCUGACAACACCCAUGUUGACUGUUCUACAUGAAACGUUUCCACAACACACAUUUCUUAUGAAUGGUCUCAUUCAGGGUGUCAAGGGCCUGCUGUCCUUUAUGAGUGCCCCUCUCAUUGGUGCCCUGUCUGACGCAUGGGGCAGGAAGUCAUUCUUGCUGGUCACUGUGUUCUUCACCUGUGCGCCGAUUCCCCUUAUGAGAAUAAGCCCCAGGUGGUAUUUUGCCAUGAUUUCUGUGUCCGGAGUCUUCUCUGUCACUUUCUCUGUAAUAUUUGCAUAUGUAGCAGAUGUCACUGAAGAACAUGAAAGAAGCACAGCAUAUGGAUUGGUGUCUGCGACAUUUGCUGCUAGCCUGGUCGUAAGUCCAGCAAUCGGUGCCUACCUCUCCGUUCAUUACGGAGACAAUCUAGUUGUGCUGGUGGCCACAGUGAUAGCACUUGUGGACAUCUGCUUCAUCCUCCUGGCUGUGCCGGAAUCACUUCAGGGGAAGAUGAAGCUCACAUCCUGGGGAGCAUCAAUUUCAUGGCAGCAGGCUGACCCCUUUGCUUCCCUGAGAAAGGUGGGGAAGGACUCCACAGUCUUACUCAUCUGUAUCACAGUGUUUCUGUCCUACUUGCCAGAAGCUGGACAGUAUUCCAGCUUCUUCCUCUACCUUCUGCAGAUCAUUAACUUCUCACCCACAACAAUUGCAGCCUUUAUAGCAAUGGUGGGCAUCCUUUCCAUCUUAGCCCAGACGGCAUUACUGAGCCUUUUAAUGAAAUACAUUGGAAACAAGAACACGGUCCUGCUUGGACUGGGCUUUCAGAUGCUUCAACUGGCUUGGUAUGGUUUUGGAUCAGAACCAUGGAUGAUGUGGGCGGCGGGAGCUGUGGCGGCCAUGUCCAGCAUUACCUUCCCGGCUGUGAGUGCGCUCGUAUCCCGUAGCGCAGACCCCGACAAGCAGGGGGUCGUGCAGGGCAUAAUUACAGGCAUCCGUGGCCUGUGUAAUGGACUGGGUCCAGCUCUCUAUGGAUUCAUUUUCUUCCUCUUCAAUGUCGAGCUGAAUGAGAUGGUGGCUGUGCAGAGUACAACCAUGUCCUCUUUAAACCGUUCUGCAGAGGGAUCAGUAAUUCCUGGGCCUCCCUUUGUGUUCGGGGCAUGUGCGGUCCUCCUGGCUUUCUUAGUGGCAUUAUUCAUCCCGGAGCACCGCAGCCCUGCAGUGAACACGUGCAAUGCCCACAAACUCAGUGGCAGCGACGGACAGCCCCACAACCCUCCCCCAGGCAGUGAUGAGGACAUUGAGCCCCUGCUGCAGGACAGCAGCGUGUAACCAAGGAGAGGAGAACGUAGAUGACAUGAAGUGGCCCUGUAAGGGCCCGUCAGGAAGUGCUCAAUGAAGCUGGGACCAUGUAAGGGACGUGUUAAAUCUUCCAUCGUACCGAGCUUGCUGAAACUACAAAUCAGUUCACAUUCCUUGCUAGGAACAUGAUUUUAAGGUUGUGUUAUUUUUUUCAUCUAAUAUGGAACUACAAAUGUUUUUAUUAACUGUAUAGUUUUUAAUAAUAUUUUUCAGUAUUUUAUGAUCUUAAGGGAGUUGAAGACUCAGGACCUAGUUGUUGGAGCUUGCAAGUAAUUCUGGGUACCUUGUUGGAAGGUAAGGGCUGUUACUGUGUUGUGAGUCAGUGAUAUCAAAAAAAUGCAGGGUUCUGAGAGGGAUGAUUUUGGAGUGGUCUUUGGUUGCUAGUUUUAUUUAUUUAUUUCAUUUACUAGACUGUUCAUAAUGAAAAAUCAUCAAUAGGCUUGUAUUAAGUAAAUUUUAUGUUGCAACUCAGAAUAAUUCUUUUAUUAGAAGCUUUAUAUCAAUAAGCCUUACAUGAUUUUUUUUAAGUUAUGUCAGAUGGGGUGAAAUGUUCAUUUUCACUCCAAAAGAGCCCAA
This is a messenger RNA of Scleropages formosus (Asian bonytongue), 2357 nucleotides long. It is a transcript of the gene slc71a2a, whose product is annotated as major facilitator superfamily domain containing 14Ba. NCBI's taxonomy places the organism in Eukaryota, Metazoa, Chordata, Actinopteri, Osteoglossiformes, Osteoglossidae. Bases 333 to 1751 code for a protein of 472 amino acids. Gene Ontology annotation, molecular function: transmembrane transporter activity. Gene Ontology annotation, biological process: transmembrane transport. Gene Ontology annotation, cellular component: membrane. The transcript has 12 exons. The record is from RefSeq and is a predicted model, not a curated record.